AUGGAAAUGGUUCUCAUGGAUGAUAAAGGUGACAAAAUCCAAGCUUCUGUUAGAAAAGCCUUGUUGCCUCGAUUUGAAAAUAAAAUUAAGGAGGGAUCUUCGUAUAAUUUCAAGUCAUUUUGUGUCGUUGCUAAUACUGGAGCGUUUAGGACUACGAAACACCAAUUUAAAUUGAAUUUGCAGAAUGGCACGAUUAUCACAUAUGUUGGAACUGGAAUGAUAACAUUAUCGCCUUAUUCGUUUGUAUAUUUUAUAGAUAUUCUUGGAAACAUAGACAUGGACUACUUGAUUGAUGUUAUUGGUAUUUUGUCUUCUGUUGGUCGUAAAAGGGUGUAUAAAAGGAAUCGUGUAGCUACUAAAUUUAAAGUUAUUGAGUUGGAAUCCAAUGGGUGA
Molecule: messenger RNA, 393 nt
Organism: Vicia faba (fava bean)
Lineage: Eukaryota; Viridiplantae; Streptophyta; Magnoliopsida; Fabales; Fabaceae
Source: the annotation of a GenBank genome assembly